Molecule: messenger RNA, 1081 nt
Organism: Cryptomeria japonica (Japanese cedar)
Lineage: Eukaryota; Viridiplantae; Streptophyta; Pinopsida; Cupressales; Cupressaceae
Product: ethylene-responsive transcription factor 3
Exons: 1
Coding region: 125-730 (201 amino acids)
Biological process (GO): regulation of DNA-templated transcription
Molecular function (GO): DNA-binding transcription factor activity; DNA binding
Source: RefSeq, a predicted model, not a curated record
AAAAAUCUUAAACCGCCAUAACCCUAAGCAUUUUUCCGCCUGCAAUACAAUUUGCUGCAAGCCGCUUUCUUUUUCCGCCUGCAAUUCAAUUUCUGCAGAGAGCCUUCUGUUAGCAUUCUUGGAAAUGGCGCCGAGGAAAGAUGGCUUAGAAGUUCAUUACAGGGGCGUGAGGAAGAGGCCCUGGGGUCGAUACGCGGCAGAAAUCAGAGAUCCAGUUAAAAGACUUAGGGUUUGGCUCGGCACUUUCGACACAGCCGAGCAGGCCGCCAAGGCUUACGACGCUGCAGCUAUUUCUUUCAAAGGUCAAAAGGCCAAGACGAAUUUCGCUUAUUCUUCCGCCAUGGCGAACCAGAGCUCCAGUGAUAAUAGCACUCUAGAAUUCCAUGCCUGCUCGCCAGUGAAGCGCGUGAAGAAGCCUGAAGCUUCAUUUUCUGCAAAUAAUCCGCCUGUAAAUCGGCAAAUUUUCUUGUAUGCCCUAGAAAAGGGCGAUCUCGUCUUUCCUGGAAAUAGAAAGAGUUUUUCCAAGAGAAAAGAGGAAAUUGAACCGGGAAAUGUUCACAGCGACUGUGAUUCUUCGUCUGUUGUUGAAGAUGCGGAAGCGGAGGCGGCGGCAAGGACGGCGGCGGCGGCUGAGGGCCCCCCGGCUAUAAGAUCGCCGCUCUUUGAUCUCAAUCUUCCCCCGCCUCUGGACGAAGAAGAAGAAGGACGAUUUUUCCAGAUCGGCUUAUAAAAUUCGUUUAUUUAAUUAUUAUUCUUUUUGUAGGAUCUGUGUGUCUGAUUGAAAAGUUUCUGCCGUUUCAGAGGUCCCAUGGAAGAUGAUGGGAUAAUGAUAAACGAGCAAUGUAUAUAGAUUACCCCACAUCCAGGGUUCUUUUUCUCAUUCCUUAACUGUUUUUUUUGGUACUGGACACGAAGUAUUUAUUUCAGUUGCAGUCUCACUUUCCGGAUCAAAUAUUUCGUAUGCCAUAACAUCUGGUUAUGGGAGAGGUGCAGGUUGAUUUUUUGAUUAUUUAAUCUUUAUGGAAAUUUGUAUAUGAGUUACCAUUUUUAAUAAAUGCAAGGUCUUUUAUCUCUUUGGAAA